CGCGCCGCCGCCGCGGCCUGUGGAAGCGCCGCGGUCCGCUCCCGCAGCCCCGCCAUGUACCCGGCCUGGGGCUUGUACGGGGCGGCGGGGCACUACCCGCCGCCGCCGACCUCCAUCCCGCCCCCGCCGCUGCCCAUCCCUCCCCCCAGCGUGCCGCCUCCCGCCGUCCCGCCGAUGCCGCUCCCCAGCUACCCGCCGCCGGGCCCCGCGCCCCCACCCGCCGCUACCGCCGCCGCCCCGCCGCCGCCGCCCGCCGGUACCUCGGGGUUCCUGAGCCUGCAGGAGCAGCACCUGGCGCAGCUGCAGCAGCUCCAGCAGAUGCACCAGAAGCAGCUACAGUCCGUGCUGCUGGGGCCGCCGCCGCCGCCGGGGCCGCCCCCUCCGGGGCUGCCGCCGCCGCCGCUGCCCGGCUCCUUCACCGACUGGCAGCAGCCGCCGCCGCCCGUGCCGCCGCCGGUCCGCAGCUACCAGAAGCAGUUCGCCCACCGCGAGCCGCCGCCGCCGACCCGCAAGCCGCCCGCCGCCGCCCGGGAGCGCGACGGCCAGGAACCGCCGGGCGGCCACGGCGACUGGGGCGAGCCGGUGCCCUCCUCGCCGGUGCCCAUGGACAUGGAGCUGUCCUCGCCGCCGCAGUCCCCGCAGCCCGCCGCCCAGCCCUACCUGCCCCCCGCCCAGGCCUACCUGCCGCCCCCACAGGCGGAGCCCUACCCGCCCCCCGCCCAGCCGCCGUCGGCCCAGUCCCCGCCGCUCCAGCCGUACCUGUCCCGGGCGCAGGCCUCCCAGCCGCCCCCCUCCUUCUCCGAGCCCCCGCCCUCCUACCUGGAGCCCCCGCCGGCCACCGCCUCCCAGCCCUACCUGCCGCCCCCUGCGCAGGGCUACAUGGCGCACCCCCAGCCCUACCUGCUCCCCUCGCAGGCCUCCCCCUCGCAGGGGGCGCAGCCCGGCCUGGCCCCCUCCAUCCCCCCCCCUGCCAAGCCGUCGCAGGCCCAUUUCCCCCCGCCCCAGCCGUCCCUGCCCCUGCCCGCCGCUGCCCAGCCGGAGGCCGCGCAGGGCGCCGCCAAGGAGGCCGGGGGCGCCGAGCAGCCGGACCCCUCCACCAUGACUCCCCAGGAACAGCAGCAAUACUGGUACCAGCAGCACCUGCUUAGCCUGCAGCAAAGAGCAAAAGCCCAUGCUCAGGGACAGCAGCAAAUGAAAGGUCCAGUAGUGAAGGAUUCAUCUGAGCAGAGAGCAAAGUCUGAAGAAGGGAAAAUGAGUGCUUCAACUCAACAGUCUGAACCUCCUCCGCUUAAUGAAUCCCUGCCUCCAGCUUCCAAAGACGAUGAGUCUUCUCUUACAUCCACUGAAACCCAGCUCAAUAUUGAACCUCCUGAUGACCCUGAGGAAGAUUUGAGAUUGCAGCAACUGCAAGCAGCAGCAGCUCAGUGGCAGCAGCAUCCCCAUCACCGGGUUGGAUUUCAGUAUCAGAGAAUAAUGCAGAAACAUGCCCAGCUGCAGCAGAUAGUACAGCAGUAUCAACAGAUUAUGCAACAGCCUCCACAUUUACAGACAAUGUCAGUGGACAUGCAGCUGCGACAUUAUGAGGCACAGCAAAAACAGUUCCAGCAGCUUCAUAAAGAUUGGGAGCGAUCAAUGAACCAACAGUGGCAGCAUCAGCUUCAAACCUACCCUCACAAAGACCAGCUUCAAGAGUAUGAGAAACAGUGGAAAGCAUGGGAUGAACAGAUGAAGGUGACUCAGUCCCACCUGCAGGAGAAAGUGAGCUCACUCCAAAAUCUGAAGAACCAAUAUCCUGCAAAUGUUUCGCUGCCACCUCCAUUUGUUCCAUAUUCUCAAACCACUCAAGGUGGCAUUCCUAUUAUGCCUCCAACGUUACCUUCAACUACACCUCCGCUGGUGCCCCCACCUCUCUCUUCUCAGUUACCCAACUCCUCUGCCCCUUCAGGAUCCAGUUCUCAAAGCAGUCAAUCUACUGAAACACCAAGGCCAGCUCUGCUUCCAACCCCUGGUACCUAUGCAUCAAAAAUAGCAAGUUCAACUGUCUAUUCGUCUUACCAUUCUCAAGUAGGUUCAUCCUUUGGCUCUUCAGACCAUGGAAAGUCUCAAGUUCAUCUUGGUAAACAGAAUAUUUCAUCUGAGCAAGGAUGUGGGGAUCUGAAAGGCACUUCUGCAGUGUCUUCAACGCAUGCACCUACCAUGCAGGAUAAGCCAGUGAGGUCGGGUGGAUUGCUUCCAGAUCCUCCCAGAUCAGCUCGUUUUGAAGGCCCCAGAGGCCCUAGGUUUGAUCGACCUCGAGGAAGAGGAUAUGACAAAUUUGAAGGCUCCAGACAGAGAGGGCCUCGUUUUGACUCCCAGCGCUCAGAAGGAUACCGGUCGCGUUUUGACCGCCAGAAUACAGAUGGACAGUCUUCAAGUAGGUGGGGGACUAUCCCACGAGGACCAGCAGCACAGUUUUAUACUUCAACAAAUGCAUCACACGGACAUGGUUCCCGACCUAGCGGCCCACGGUGGAUGGGGCCCAGGCCUCAUUUGGGACAGCAGCAGCAGUCACAGGCAGACUCACAGUCAGAAAACAAAGAACCUUUUACAGAUGUAGCUGGCAACCAGCAGUCCGUAAGCAGAACACAGUCUACUCCAGAUGCACAGAGUGCAGGUUCCGUUGAGCCAAAUGAGGACCUGACAAGCACUCAACAGGAGCCAUCCAAACCCGAAGUUAAAGAAACUAUUUCAGACCCGCCCAAAAAGUGGACGUGGAGUUCACACGAUCCUAACCAGCAAGUAGAAGAGUCCAAAGCACCUACUUCACCUAUUCAGAGCCAGAAAUCCGCAACCCUUUCUAGUAACCCUGUAGCUUUGCAAUCAGGUAUUGCAAGAACAGGCGGUGCGGUAACCCCCGUCACAGGAAAUCAGGAUUUGGAUUCACCAGAUGACCAGUUGAUGGCUUCAGAUAGCACGCAGGGUCUGCCCGGCCCAGAAGGCAGAGGGAAAGGGCCCUUUAUACAUGAAGAUAGAGGCAAGGGACCAGUAAGCAGGGGAAGGGGCCAGGGCAGGCUGGAUGAUGGCCGUGGCAGAGGGCAGGGGGAGGGCCGUGGCUGGGGAAUGGGCCGUGGCCGGGGGAUGGGCAGGAUGGAUGGUGGCCGGGGAAUGGGCAGGAUGGAUGGUGGUUGGGGAAUGGGCAGGAUGGACGAUGGCCAUGGCCGGGGGAUGGGCAGGAUGGAUGAUGGCCGUGGCAGAGGAUACGUGUACAGAGGCAGAGGGCAGGCUAGGCAGGCAUCCAUCCGUGGCAGAGGGAUGUUCAGGAGAGCAGGCAGCAGGGAGAGGAUGCCAGAUAGGCGGUCAGGCAGCAGGGAGAGGAUGCCAGACGGGCGGUCUGGCAGCCGAGAGAGGGGACUGGGUGGACGGUCAGAUAGCCAUGAGAGGGUGUUCUGUAGCCGAGACAGAGAGCUAGCUGCACGGACAGGCAGCCGGGACAGGGGACGGGCAGGCAGCCGGGAGAGAGGCCUCGUCAGGCGGGCGGGUAGCCGGGAGAGAGAGCCCAUGCGGCGGGCGGGUAGCCGGGAGAGAGAGCCCAUGCGGCGGGCGGGUAGCCGGGAGAGGGUCCCUGUCAGGCGGGCAGGUAGCCGGGAGAGGGUCCCUGUCAGGCGGGCAGGUAGCCGGGAGAGGGGCCCGGUCAGGCAGGCAGGUAACCGGGAGAGGGGUCCCAUCAGGAGCUGUGAGAGGGAAGCGGGAAGAUCGGACACAAGCAAUAUAGAUAAACCCAUUCACCUAGGAGAUGACCCUGACAAAUUGCCUCCAUACCAUCGAGAUGAGACGCUCAGGGGUUCUUGGGGUCAUGAAGAUGAUAGAAUGCAGGAGGAAUUUCCUUUAGAUAGUCAAGAUGACCCUUCUUUGGAGCAUGAACGAUUGGAUGACUGGGAAAGAGAACGAUACUGGAGAGAUCACAACUCUGAUUAUCAGGAUGAUUCUGUAGAUACAUAUGACAGAGAUGACAGGUUGCAAUCCCACCACUCAUUGCCUCCAUUAUCUCCCCUACCACCACUACCUCCUUUAUCAUCUGAUCGUGACAGACGAGAUUCUUGGUGGGAUGACUGGAAAAGGCCAAGAGAGAGGGAACUAGAGAGGGAUCUAGAUAGGACUGGAAGAUCCUCAGAUAUGUAUGAUCAAGAUAUAGACCGAGAGUGGGAUAGAGACUGGGACAUGAGACCUAUGGAUGACAGAGAAAUGGGGAAUCGUGACCUGGAUAUUCCCCCUCUACCACCAUUACCACCUCUUCCACCUCUGGACAGAUACCGUGAAGAUAGGUGGAGGGAGGAUCGGAACAGAGAUCAUUAUGACAGAGACCUCCGAGACAGGGGGGAGCUGAGGAUUCGAGAAUAUCCAGAAAGAUACGACACAUGGCGGGAGAAGCAAGACUACCUUCCUGAAAGGACUGACUGGGAGAGGGAACGGUUGUCAGAUAGGUGGUACCCAGAUGAUGGAGACAGAAUGCGGUCUUUGGAUGAUCAUUCAGAUUCAUCCCUUCCUCCACCUUCACAUUCCUCUGAUAUGCUGGGAGCAGAUUCAAACCUGGACUCAGACCAGUCCUUGGGAGGAGUGAUGGUCCUUAGCCAAAGACAGCAUGAGAUAAUUCUGAAGGCUGCCCAGGAACUCAAAAUGCUUAGAGAGCAAAAAGAACAGCUACAGAAGCUGAAAGAAUUUAAACCUGACAUUUCCACGCAGGACUCUCCGAGAUCACAGAACACGAGCACAAGGCCAGGUGCCUUUCAGGUCUCUUCUCAGCUAUCUUCAGAGGCACCAGUAGAAGCCCAAGCUAUUAAACCUUCUCCUGCUGUUAUUAUAAAGCCUCCCGUGUUGUUCAGACAGCCCACCCCUGUGACAAGACCAAGUGCCCCACUGACAAGGCCUGCUACACCUAUGACAAGGCCACAUGCUCCAGUUUCUACUCCAACUACAACCCCAAGUCAUGGUCAGUCUUUAAAACCAUCACCUUCUACUGUGGAACAGGAACGCUGGGAUGAGGAUUCUUUCCACGGACUGUGGGACACAAAUGAGGAUAAAGGAGCAAAUAUGGAGUACGAGUUGUGUAAACAGGAGUCAAUGAUGCCUCCACCUGUCUCCUCGCCUGUGAAAGUACCUGCUGUUCACACCCCUGUUCCGUCAGCCGUACCAGUGUCCCUUCCUCCAGUUAUUCCACCGGUUCCUAAAGCACCUGUAAUUCAGCAGACUGUGGAUUAUGGCCACGGGCGAGAUAUAACCACCAGUAAAGUGGAACAGAUUCCAUAUGGGGAGAGGGUGACCCUGCGACCAGAACCUCUACCAGAGAGACAAACAUUUCAAAAAGAGCACCCUGGUCGUUACAACAGAGAAAGAGAUCGUGAGCCUUAUUUUGAGCGUCAAGGUAAUUCCAACACAGAUCAUCGGGAUUUCAAGAGAGAGCGGGAAUUACACAGAGACCGUGGUCCUGUGGACUAUGAACGAGAGAGAUUUGAAAAAGAGCGGCAUCCCCGAGAUGAUAGGGUUCUUCCUCCUACACCUUCAAGGACUCAGUCUUACCGUGACAAGAAAGACCAUCCCUCCUCCAGGCGGGGUGGUUUUGAAAGACCACCAUAUGAACGAAAGACAGAUCGUCCAGCAUAUGAUCAUGGUCCUUCCAUGUUUGGAGAAAAUUCUUCUGUCCAAACACUGGAAUUUGAAGGUGAUCGUAGAAAUUACCCUGAGGAAAGGAUUCCUAUUUCUGCUCCUUCAAUGCCCCGUCAGCCACCACCUGCUCCACGAGUGGAGAGGAAGCCAGAAUCUAAAAAUGUAGAUGAUAUUUUGAAGCCACCAGGACGGGAUAGCAGGCCAGAGAGGAUUGUAAUCAUAAUGAGAGGGUUGCCUGGCAGUGGAAAGACACAUGUAGCAAAACUCAUCAGGGAUAAGGAAGUAGAGUGUGGAGGACCUGCACCAAGAGUCCUCAGCCUUGAUGACUAUUUCAUCACUGAAGUGGAAAAAGAAGAGAGAGACCCAGAUACAGGGAAAAAAGUGAAAAAGAAGGUGAUGGAGUACGAAUAUGAAGCUGAUAUGGAAGAGACCUAUCGUACCAGCAUGUUUAAAACUUUCAAAAAGACCUUGGAUGAUGGCUUCUUUCCCUUCAUUAUCCUUGAUGCUAUCAAUGAUAGAGUGCGACAUUUUGAACAGUUUUGGAGUGCUGCAAAAACCAAGGGGUUUGAGGUGUACUUAGCUGAAAUGAGUGCGGAUAACCAGACGUGUUCCAAGAGGAAUAUUCAUGGACGCAAGCUAAAGGAAAUCAGCAGGAUGUCUGAUCACUGGGAGGCAGCACCACGUCACAUGAUGCGCCUGGACAUUCGUUCUCUAUUGCAAGAUGCUGCUAUCGAAGAGGUGGAGAUGGAGGAUUUUGAUGCAAAUAUUGAAGACCAGAAAGAAGAAGUCAAGAAGGAUUCAGCAGAGGAGGAAGAAAGUGAACUGGGUUACAUUCCGAAAAGCAAAUGGGAGAUGGACACUUCUGAGGCAAAGCUAGAAAAGAAUGUUCUGAAAUGAUGCUUUGUGGUAGGCUUUUGACACUUCUGUAGUGUGUCUACUGCAUGGCACCUGUGCUUUGAACCACGAUAGUAUGGAUGGAAGCAGAUCCCUCUGGAAAGGCAAUCCAACUUCAUACAUGGAAGGAGAUCACAUUUUAAAAUAAAUUCUUUGUAGCAGUAACAAAAAGGAUCAGAGGGGAACUUCACACCCUGAAUGCCUCCUGAACUCCUCUGUUGAUGUGUGAGAACUACACAUUUCUUGGCGAUAUUUUCAGUUGGCCUGUGUGCAGCAGGGAGGGGGGAGAACGAACUCUUUUCUUCCACACUGGUGACGGGAUGAGCUUGCAUCGUAGCACAUUGCCUUCCAACAGGAAUAUGUCUCUGUACAGAUACUUGCCAAGAGAGAGCUCCUGAAUUUUCAGUUCUUCAUGUUCCUAAAUGCUCCCCAAUGCGUUUGUUGCUCUCCUUUUCAAUGUUUUGGGUUGGGUUGUUGUUUGGUUUUUUUUCUGGAAACCCUUAUGCUAUGAAUGGUCUGUGCUGAUUGUUCUGAGAGUAAUACUGAGGAGCAGUGCAAGUAUGUUACAUGCUGGAGUAACAGGGGAAUAUUGUAUAAAUUAAUUUUGUCUUCUAGAGCGAGUGCCGUCUUUCUGUGGAGAUUGAGCUUCAAAUUUGGCAGAUAUAACUUAGAGCAAAAGAAGAACCUUAACUGAAUUGUGUCACAAGAUACCACGUAACAGAUACAAAUAUCCUGCACUGUUAUGUUGACUUUUAUAAAAGGCAGAGGGGGAUUAAAACGUUUUCUUAGCAGAAAUUCUUUAUCUGUUCCAGGGAAAUGGGGCAAAGGUGGAGUCUUUAAAAACUCUAGAGUUGUAUGAGGGAGAAAUUACUUCAUUAGUUUAUGGCAUUUAAAUUAUACUGGCAUGUCUGCAUCACCAUUGCCUCACAUUAUCUCCGUUGUUGCUCUUUUCUCUCUCAUAUUAAGAAAAAAAAACAACUCAUCUCUGAACUGAGCUUCUUUAAAUACAUACCUUUGAACAUCCUCUUCUGCUGUCCAGAAAAUAUGCUGCCUUCUAUUUGGUUGAAUUCUGAGGCCUUUUGUGGGUGAAUUUAAUUACAUCAGUGACUUCUGAAACAAUGUUACUGACAUCACUGGAAAUGGUUUACAGAAUAUAACUGCCAAGCUUAGUGUUCCUUCUGCAUAUACUUGAAUUGUUGUCCUAUAAAAUGGUAGCAUACAUCGACAGAAGUACUAGGAUUUGCUCUGACUUGUAAAGCUGAUUUUCGUUUUCAGGCUUUAUUGUUCGUAAUAUUACAAUGAAUACUUCAUCUUUCUAAAAGCAGUUUGCCACAUUAUUUCAAGAAUGUGUUGUUUUUUCACUGAAAAUAAGUGUCCAAAGAGGAACAAAAUUUUAGAACCUAGGAAUGGAAUUGUUUCUUCUCAUGCCUUAUCGAUUCAAUAAGAAAAAGAAGAAAAUUAUGACUGUGGGACAAACACUGCUCAAAUAUUCAUGACUGACCUCUUACACCAUGAAACAAAAGAUUCUGAGAGGGUUUUUUUCCGAUCCUGGAGGAUUUUUUGAGUGUGUUUUCCUUGUGGGGAGAGAAAAAGUAAGGGGGGGGGUUGGGGGGCGGGGAUCAGGGUUUCCAAGGAGCUUUUUGUUUAGCAGAAACAGUAUCUCAAAAAACUUGUCUUUGAUGCGUUAAUUUCUAUGAUCGUCACUUGUUCCCUGAUACUGCAUGUAUGCCGUGUUUGACACAGUAUUAAACCCCAAAUUUGGGGAAAAUGCUACAGCUUUAGUAUUGUGUUCAAAUACAGAAAGGUGGAUAUGUGGUUCCUAGCUAUUUGUGGCUACAUUGUACCUGUAAGGACAGACUCCAUAUAGUGUGAAUAUCCAGAAGAACAAGCUUUUUUCCCUCAUACAAAUAACAAGACUGAGUGUUAUUGCCACACAGUUAAUGUGAAAGAUCAAUAAAACUUGAAAAUGC
Messenger RNA from Falco peregrinus (peregrine falcon), 8504 nucleotides. It is a transcript of the gene YLPM1, whose product is annotated as YLP motif containing 1. Gene Ontology annotation, cellular component: nucleus. The coding region runs from base 55 to 6537 and encodes 2160 amino acids. Lineage: Eukaryota; Metazoa; Chordata; Aves; Falconiformes; Falconidae. The transcript is spliced from 19 exons. The record is from RefSeq and is a predicted model, not a curated record. Gene Ontology annotation, biological process: regulation of telomere maintenance.